Molecule: messenger RNA, 1029 nt
Organism: Sinocyclocheilus grahami
Lineage: Eukaryota; Metazoa; Chordata; Actinopteri; Cypriniformes; Cyprinidae
Product: dedicator of cytokinesis protein 10-like
Exons: 9
Biological process (GO): small GTPase-mediated signal transduction; positive regulation of GTPase activity; dendritic spine morphogenesis
Molecular function (GO): guanyl-nucleotide exchange factor activity
Source: RefSeq, a predicted model, not a curated record
AACACCACGUUCCCGGCUGAGGUGAAGGACCUGACCAAGAGGAUACGCACCGUCCUGAUGGCCACCUCCCAAAUGAAAGAGCAUGAAAAGGACCCGGAGAUGUUGGUGGACCUGCAGUACAGUCUCGCCAACUCCUACGCCAGCACACCUGAGCUCAGAUGCACCUGGCUAGAGAGCAUGGCCAAGAUCCACGUUAGAAACGGAGACCUGUCUGAGGCGGCCAUGUGCUAUAUCCACAUCUCAGCACUUAUAGCAGAGUCUCUGCGGAGGAGAGGUUACUGGAAGUCUGAGAAGGGUCGGAUCUCAAGUGUGAGCAAAGAGGGAGCCUGUGUAAUUAACUCUAGCCCCUUACUAACUCCCCACGAUGGAGAAACUUCGUUCAGUAUGGGCUGGGCCGCCUUCAUGAACAUCUCUCCUAAUGUGAAAGAAGAGGGAGCGAUGAAGGAGGACGCCGGCACUCAGGACACUCCGUACACGGAGGACACACUGGUGGAGCAGCUGGAGAUGUGUGUGGAUUCCCUCUGGAAGUCUGAGAGAUACGAGCUCAUCGCAGAGAUCAACAAACCUGUUAUAGCUGUCUUCGAGAAGAGACGGGAUUUCAAGCGGUUAUCAGAGCUGUACUACGACAUUCACCGCUCGUACCUGAAGGUGACAGAGGUGGUGCACUCGGAGAAACGCCUGUUUGGACGCUACUAUCGUGUGGCUUUCUAUGGACAGGGCUUCUUUGAGGAAGAGGAGAGUAAGGAGUUUAUCUAUAAAGAGCCGAAGCUCACAGGACUGUCCGAGAUUUCUCAAAGACUCCUCAAACUCUACUCAGACAAGUUUGGAGCUGACAACGUCAAGAUGAUCCAAGACUCCAACAAGGUGAAUCCUAAAGACCUGGACCCCAGAUUUUUUGCAGACGCGUGUGGUCAGGCCUUGAAGGUGAAUGAGCGUCUCAUAAAAGAAGAUCAGCUGGAGUAUCAGGAGGAGAUGAAAGCUCACUAUAAAGACAUGCUGACCGAGCUCUCCGCCAUCAUGAACGAGCAG